UCAUGUGCUAUAUGAAAUAAACAAAAACGUAUCCCUAAAAUAUAAACAAGCAAAGGGUAACCAAAUACUUAAACAAGUUUCAAGUGAAAGCAAAAAACAUCUGUGCCCAAGUUGUUCAAAGUGUUUUCCGGGCAUUCCUUUUUUUAAGUUUCCCACUGUUCAACGAUUUCGAGGCAUCAAAUCAGUUACGUUUCUCAUUUGGAGCCUGGAAUCACGGAUGCCAACUAAGGGCGAUAUAACUCACGGGGAUAUGCAAAUGCCGAGGUGGGCGUGGCCGAGGGCGUGCCGCAACAAGCAAAUGCGAAAAGCCAAACAAUAGAGACAGAGACAUCCAAUUAAAAAGGCCCUACAGAAUCGAAUACUAUAUAUAUACUUAUAUAUAUAUAUAUCUGCCAAGAUGGCUGGCCAUCGGUCGCUGGCUCUUUUGUUGGCGAUGCUAAUUAGCAGCUGGCCAAAAGCCUCUUUGGGCGCCACUGGAAACGGCAGCAUGGCAAGCGUUAGCAACAGUAGUGGCAACAAUUAUGCAUUCACCUCGGAACAAUCGGAUCACUCGGACCACAAUGCCAACGACUCCAUGGAAUAUGAUGCCGAGAGUGUGGCCCUCGAACGGAUCGUAUCGACAAUAGUUCCGGUGUUUUUCGGCAUUAUCGGAUUCGCAGGACUUUUGGGCAAUGGUCUGGUUAUUCUGGUGGUUGUGGCCAACCAGCAGAUGCGCUCCACCACCAACCUGCUGAUUAUCAACCUGGCCGUCUCGGACAUUCUGUUCGUCAUCUUCUGUGUCCCGUUCACGGCCACCGAUUACGUGCUGCCGGAGUGGCCGUUUGGCAACGUGUGGUGCAAGUUCGUCCAGUACAUGAUUGUGGUUACGUGCCACUGCAGGUGGGUGCCUCUAUACGUAACCGCAUAUGGAUAUAUCCCACAUACAUACAUAUAUCCACACAUACAUAUAACCUCUAUAUCCCGACUUGUGACUUGCAGUGUUUACACGCUGGUGCUGAUGUCCUUUGAUCGCUUCCUGGCCGUCGUUCAUCCCGUGACUAGCAUGUCCCUGCGAACGGAGCGCAAUGCCACACUGGCCAUCAUGUGCGCCUGGAUAACGAUUGUGACGACUGCGAUUCCGGUGGCACUUUCGCACUCGGUGCGGAUUUAUCAGUAUCACGGAAAUGCCGGCACCGCUUGCGUCUUUUCCACGGAGGAGGAGAUCUGGAGUCUCGUCGGUUUUCAGGUCUCAUUCUUUCUGUCGUCAUAUGUGGCACCCUUAACGCUGAUUUGUUUCCUGUACAUGGGAAUGCUGGCUCGUCUUUGGAAAAGUGCUCCUGGCUGCAAGCCAUCCGCAGAGUCACGAAAGGGAAAACGGCGCGUCACCCGAAUGGUUGUUGUUGUCGUAUUGGCAUUUGCCAUCUGUUGGCUGCCCAUUCAUGUCAUACUUGUGUUGAAGGCACUGGAUCUUUACGGCGGCAGCCACUUGUCGGUCAUUAUACAGAUUAUAUCCCAUGUGGUGGCCUACACAAAUUCCUGCAUCAAUCCCAUACUAUAUGCCUUCCUGUCCGACAACUUUCGCAAGGCAUUCCGCAAGGUGGUGUGGUGUGGAAGUCCGCCUCCUCUGAUGACCAAUCAACAGGUGACCAAGACCACGCGAACUGCAACCGGCAACGGAACGUCCAAUAUUGAAAUGCUCUAAGCGGCUCUCGAAAAUAAACUAAUUGAGAUCGUCACAUCAUUUUUGAAGGCGACAUACUAAAUCGAAACAGAAAAUGUGAAUUUAAAGCUAACAAAGGACACAAAAACUUAUGUUAGAAUGAAAACGCGGCGCAUAUAGGUUAACUAUAAUAUAUAUAUAGUAACCGAUAUAUGUCUAUAAGGAGAAUAUAAUUUUCCGAAUUAUAAAAUGUGAUUGUUUUGAUAGUUUAAAAUGUGUAAGCAUUAUUUCCCUAAGCAUAAGUAAAAUGAAACGUAUUUUAUGUUGAGUGUAUACGAUUGGUUUGAUUUUCCACUUUGAGCGCCGUGUAAGUUUCAUUUGGGACCUAGGACUUUAGAAUUUAUCAAAUAAUUUUAAUUUUUAAGAAACAAUUAAGAAAGUUAAAGCUUAAAUCUGAAUUGGUUAAAUUUUGCACCUGAAAUAUUGAAAAUGGCAAACAAAAAUUUCCUUAAAUUGACAGAAAUUGAUAAGAGUUGACACACUAUUUAAUGAAUAGAAUUGAAAAGCAGAGGGAUUUCUGUAAAAAUUUGUAGAUUUCCAUGUUAUAAGCAAGUCAAAGAUCAUUUAGCCAUUAAGCGUUUAAUAAUAUAAAUUUAUUAUUAAAAAAAGAAGAUAGAAGACAAAAGUUAUUAUAGAUUUACAUGACCACACUGAAAUUGAAAUUAGAUUUAACGAUAAAAAAGAUUUUUAAAAACGAAUUUUUUUUGUUCCCUAUUUAAAUAUAUGGUUUGGCAGAAAAGCAGAGAAAAUAGGUAAAAUUUAUAUAGCACGUAAGAGAACUUUUAUUACCAGAGCUGUAAUUUUAGACGCAAGAAAUUGUUUCAGAUUCAAGGUCUUAAAUAACCGACUCUGGUACUUAUUUCUAGUACUAGCGAAGCUCAAUUGAAUAUAAGCGACCUAUAUAUAUUUAAGCCACAUAUAAUCCCUUUAACCCUUUUUGUUAUGCAAAUUAAAUCAAUCAUUUGCAUAAACUAUAGACCCCUUGAAUAAAACAAACGUUAGCCAUAGGUCACCCGAAAGUCCUUUUCAUUUCCUACUACAAUUAAUUAAUUCAUAGAUUAGCCAAUUGUUGACCAUGCGAAAUUGGUAAUUUUUAAGUUAAUCAUGUAAAUUACAAGUAUAUAUAAAUAACACAAUUUACACACAUUUGACUAUUAAAUAAGGAACAUUAAUAAAACAUUUAUAUUGCUUUGUUGACUUUUUUUUUCAUUUGCUUCGGCCUUGCCGAAUUUAAAUAUGACGCAAAAAACAGGAAAUCAAAAAUGGGAGUAAGUGUUCCUAGUUAAAACCUUGUUUUCAUUCCUAAAGGAUGCUACAAAAACUAAAUUACAUUGAGCCUGGAACAUACAACCAAUGGAUAUAGUUUUAAAAUACUUUGUAGAUUAGCUUACUCGAUAUUUAUAAAGACAAUUCUGAUUGAAUAUAUAUAUUUUGAAAUCCAUUAGGAACACAUACUCCCAAUUUAGUAAGCUACUGUAUUUAACAUAAAAAACUAUUGUAUCUAUAUAUAAGCAUAUGUAUAGCAACAUAAAUGCGUAUAUAUGUAUUUAUAUUUGUAUUUGUAAAUGUAUUCUACUGCAUUCCUAGCACAGUUGUGGAAUUGAACAAUAUUUGAAUUUAGAACGAAAACAACCGCAAAAAUAAUGGCGAAAUUGAACGGAGGAAAAAUUGAAAUAUUCUAGCAUAAGCGUAAAAUUUAAAAAGUUUUUUUGUGUACCCUGUAGGGUAUUAGUCGCCUAUCCUCACGAAAAUUCAAACAAAACUAGCGGGUAAAAAAUGCAUUACGAAGUGUACUCAUCAAUUUUCCAUUUCAGUUAUGCAGCAAAUAGUUUAUUGCGUAAGAUGAAAAGCGGAACUUAUUGUAUUUGUAUAUGUAUGUAUAUGUACAAUAACAUUUGUUCAUUGUGUUAAAUAAAA
Molecule: messenger RNA, 3616 nt
Organism: Drosophila santomea
Lineage: Eukaryota; Metazoa; Arthropoda; Insecta; Diptera; Drosophilidae
Gene: AstA-R1
Product: allatostatin-A receptor
Exons: 9
Coding region: 398-1681 (427 amino acids)
Biological process (GO): G protein-coupled receptor signaling pathway
Cellular component (GO): membrane
Molecular function (GO): neuropeptide Y receptor activity
Source: RefSeq, a predicted model, not a curated record